Messenger RNA from Ceratitis capitata (Mediterranean fruit fly), 2838 nucleotides. RefSeq names its product CCR4-NOT transcription complex subunit 6-like (gene twin). The transcript has 8 exons. Lineage: Eukaryota; Metazoa; Arthropoda; Insecta; Diptera; Tephritidae. Gene Ontology annotation, molecular function: poly(A)-specific ribonuclease activity; protein binding. The record is from RefSeq and is a predicted model, not a curated record. Gene Ontology annotation, biological process: nuclear-transcribed mRNA poly(A) tail shortening. The coding region runs from base 439 to 2097 and encodes 552 amino acids. Gene Ontology annotation, cellular component: nucleus; cytoplasm; CCR4-NOT complex.
CAAUAAACAAAUAUUACACUACAAUAUACAAAUAUACUAUCAUACAAAAUACAGCAGUUAAAAAAAAACUAUUAAAAAGGCGAUUAAAUUAAGAAGAUUGCAAGCUGAUCAGCGAAAGGAAAAGGGCGCCCCAAUUUCACUGAUAUUCGUCUGAAGUUUUGACAAUUUGACGCCUGGAGUUUCUAGCGGAAUAGUAGCCGAAGAAAUUUUACAAAGAUAUAGUUAAAAAGGCGAACGUUAAAACUGUUAAAUAAAAUAAAGACAACCAAUUUCCCAGCUUUGAUUGCAGUGGAAGCGAAAGAAGCCCACAACAGCAAUAUUGGCAAUAUCAGCAGCAGUGUUUGCAAUCGGGUCUUGAUAGUACGCAGUGGCUAGCGCGGAAGUACUGAAACAUUGGGUAAAAGUAAAUGCAGAGACGCUUAUCAUCAGGCGGUUAUUAUGAAAGGAAAUCUAUACAAAAUGUCUCGUAAUAAGGAGAAAUACGAGAGUGCAAAUAGACGACAACAGAUUUUUAUGUCUGCAGAGGAUGUGGCUGCUGGUAAAAAAUCAUCUUGGACCGGUAUUGAGAUAACAGGGUGUGUUCGUAAUAUUAGUCCAUCUUUGUGGGAGUUCGAACACUUGACAGCUUUGUAUCUCAAUGACAAUCAGCUCUUACGCUUGCCUGCCGAUAUUGGUUUGCUCAGCAAUUUACGUACACUGGAUCUAUCAAGCAAUAAGUUGCGUAGUUUGCCGGCAGAAUUGGGCGAGCUUAUACAGCUGAGAGAGCUUCUUUUAAACAACAAUUACUUGCGAGUUCUCCCCUAUGAAAUCGGCAAGCUUUUUCAUUUGCACGUUCUGGGUUUAAUGGGAAAUCCCUUACAAAAAGAAUUUCUUUCAAUCUACAAUGAGCCAAAUGGCACUCAGAAACUAUUAACAUAUAUGCUAGACAAUUUAUCGGUUUCGAUAACACCUCCGCCACAGCGUCCAUGGAUACCAUUAGCCAAACCGAACAAAUCAAGGCCUGCUUGCAUCUUUACCGUUAUGUGUUAUAAUGUUUUAUGCGAUAAAUACGCAACACGCCAAAUGUACGGCUACUGUCCGUCAUGGGCCCUGAGUUGGGAAUACCGGAAAAAGGCAAUACUUGACGAAAUUCGUCAUUACUCGGCGGAUAUAAUAAGUCUACAAGAAAUUGAAACGGAACAAUUUUACAAUUUCUUUCUGCCCGAGUUGAAGGCCGAUGGCUAUGAGGGUAUUUUCUCGCCGAAAUCUCGUGCCAAGACUAUGUCCGAAAUGGAACGUAAAUUUGUGGAUGGGUGCGCCAUUUUCUUCAGAGCUGCAAAAUUCACAUUAAUUAAGGAACAUUUAAUCGAAUUCAAUCAAUUGGCCAUGGCCAACGCUGAGGGCUCUGACAACAUGUUAAAUCGUGUAAUGCCUAAGGACAAUAUUGGUUUGGCAGCACUGCUGAAGGUGAAGGAGAAUGCCUGGGAUCCGAUGACGGAGGUAACCCAAAUUUCUCAACCCUUACUCGUUUGCACUGCACAUAUUCACUGGGAUCCCGAAUUCUGCGAUGUAAAACUCAUUCAAACGAUGAUGUUAAGCAAUGAGCUCAAGACAAUUAUCGACGAGGCAAGUCACAGUUUUAGGCCCGGUCACAAGAAUGACAUGAAUAGCGUACAAUUGUUGCUGUGUGGCGAUUUCAAUUCAUUACCCGAUUCGGGUGUUAUCGAAUUCCUUGGCAAGGGGCGUGUAGCAAUGGAUCAUCAGGACUUCAAGGACAUGGGCUAUAAGUCGUGCCUGCAACGUUUACUCUCGAAUGACACUAGCGAGUUUACGCAUUCCUUUAAGUUGGCAUCCGCCUAUAGUGAGGACAUAAUGCCACACACUAACUAUACGUUUGACUUCAAAGGUAUCAUCGAUUAUAUAUUCUAUACGAAAACGGGUAUGGUACCGCUCGGUUUGUUGGGUCCCAUUUCGAAUGAUUGGUUGCGUGAGAAUAAAGUUGUGGGCUGUCCGCAUCCACACAUACCAUCGGAUCAUUUCCCAUUACUGGUCGAAUUGGAACUUAUGCAUACGGCUGGGCAACAAGCGCCUCCUAAUGGGCUGAUUAAUCGACGGUAGCAAUAAAAUGUUGUUAAUCACAGAAAGUUGCAACAACAGCAACAACAACAACAACAUGCAUUAUUUUAAUGCAGCUGUUGUAAAUAGCAACGGGAGGACGUAAGUUUACCAACUGCUAACCGCCGCGUAUAGACCACAAACAAACAUACAAACAGAAAAAAACUUACAUAAAUAAGUAGAUAACAUCAAAAAAAAAAAAAAUAGAAAUAUUGAAACGUCGACCUUCUACAUACACAUUUAUAGCAGUGCACAUAUACAUAUAAUUGUCAAAAGUGCAGUAAUCCACAGGAAUUAAAAGUCAAACGCAUACUCAUACCACUCACAUACCUACAUGCAUAUAUAACUAAUAUAUGUAUGUAUACAUCGCCUCGUAUACCAAUUUAGAUCAAUAAAACUGUUGUACAUCCUCAAACAAAAACACACAACAAAAAAAAAAAAAACAAAAACAACCAAAGCAACAACGUAUAAAACGCCAACACCGUAACUUUGGAUAUGAUCAUGAAUGAAUUUGUCGAAAGUCAACAACAACAAUGCAAAUAAGAUGAAUAUUUAUAUGUAUGUUUGUGCAUACAUUUUAAGUUUUAAAGCUAAUAAAUACGUAGUACUAUAAUAAACCCUACACCCAUACCACAUUUUCCUCCUCCUCCCCGCCUUCUACUCGUUCAUGAUGGUUUAUGAUCACGUAAAAUUUCCUGAUUGAUUUCCUCAUAAUUUCCUUUUAUUUACAACAAACCAUUUUCA